AUGUCGGUCGUAGCCGCACCUCCCCCGACUGUCCUCCCCUCCGAGGAUGGUAGCCUCUACACUAACGGUGGCACCACCAUCGGCGAGCGUGAUGGCACACUCACCCCUGACGGCUACGCCUCCGACGGUACCAUCGGCCCUGAGGUGAUCAACCUGCUCUCGGAUGACGAGGACGACAUCGACGAGCUGGACGAGGAGAUCCGCGACCGUAAGGUCUCUCCCGCUCCCACGGCCUUCUCCAACGCAUCCUCGGUCAACUAUCUCGGCGCCAUCAUCAAGAACGACCCAUUCAUCGAGCCUAUCGUCGAGCGCAAGCCGCAGACCCCUCGACGUCCCGCUACCUCCCCCGUCCGUCUGACUUCCGAGCAGGAAGCUUCGAUCGUCGCUCUCCGCCAAGCAGGCUGGACGAUGCCUGCCAUCGCGGACCACAUAGGUCGAUCGAAGAACACGGUCAACUCCUUCCUCCAGCGACGACAGGCCAAGAUGAACGCGAUCGUCGGCACUCUCCCCGGCUCUCAGGGAGUGGCCGCCCGCGCUCCUCGCGCUCCUCGUCGUCGCCCGUCUCAGCAGCAGCAGCGCAUUGCGGGUGGAAGCCGGGCCGCUCGCGCUCCGCAGUUCAACUUCAAGAACGAGUUUGAUGUCGACAUCAAGCCCCUGACCAAGAAGGAGGAGCCGAUGUAG
Messenger RNA from Kalmanozyma brasiliensis GHG001, 681 nucleotides. RefSeq names its product Transposase IS30-like HTH domain protein. NCBI's taxonomy places the organism in Eukaryota, Fungi, Basidiomycota, Ustilaginomycetes, Ustilaginales. The transcript has a single exon. Gene Ontology annotation, biological process: regulation of DNA-templated transcription. Gene Ontology annotation, molecular function: DNA binding. The record is from RefSeq and is a predicted model, not a curated record. The coding region runs from base 1 to 681 and encodes 226 amino acids.